This is a messenger RNA of Ahaetulla prasina, 4524 nucleotides long. RefSeq names its product L-gulonolactone oxidase-like. The record is from RefSeq and is a predicted model, not a curated record. Gene Ontology annotation, cellular component: membrane. The transcript is spliced from 13 exons. Gene Ontology annotation, molecular function: D-arabinono-1,4-lactone oxidase activity; FAD binding. Lineage: Eukaryota; Metazoa; Chordata; Lepidosauria; Squamata; Colubridae. Bases 1391 to 2713 code for a protein of 440 amino acids.
AUCCUGACCGGCUUAAGGUUGACUUAGUCUUCUAUCCUUCUGAGCUCAUUAAAAUGAGGACCCAGAUUGUUGGGGGCAAUAUGCUAACUCUAUAAACCAUAUAAAGAGGCUUGUAAAGCACUGUGAAGCAGUAUAUAAGUGUCAGUGAUAUUGCUAUAACCAUUCAGACUGAAGUGGGGAAAAGGCUCAGUAAUGUAUCCAGCCAUUUUUCUGCACUGGAUAUGUCUUCUGCAUCUGCUCAAGGCUUUGCAAAGUGUGGGAUUGAAACCAUGUUGUGAUUCCAGUGGGUUAAGAGAGUUGGCAUUCCCUUUGGCCAGCAGAUGGAAGUAGAGAUGCAGGUAGAAAACAGAAAGUUGGCAUCAUAUGCUUCUGCCAUAACCUAAUAGCCUUGUAGCUUUCUUCUUCUGAAAAAAGAAUAACCGUAGGUUGCUCAUUCUUGAAAAAUUAAAGAAACACUGGCCUAAUUAUCCCUUCCAACACAAUGAUUUUUGGGAAUAUUAAUUCUCCUCAAGAAAAAAAAUGUUAGGUUGGCAAUCUAGAAGUUCAAAAGCGUGCAAAUGCCAGUAGAUAAAUAAGUACCAUUCCGGUGGGAAUCUUACUGCGUUUCAUAUUUUCAUGCUGGCUACAUGAUGACACAAAUGUCUCUCAAACAACGCAAGUUCCCUCUGCUGAGAAUCAGAGAUGAGCCCCCUCGAGUCACUCAUGACUAGACAAGGGAAAUCUUUAAACCUUUUUUUUUUUUUAAUAUUAAGUAUAUGCAUACUUUUCUGUUCAAAAAUAACUCUCAUUAGCUUAAAGAUGAACAAUCCACAACUGCAGUGCAGGUGGCUAGAUUCUGCACAGCAGCACUCGAGAAACACGUGUCUAAUCCACCACAGUGAUGUUGUAUAACAAAUGUGCACUGCUUUGCACUGCUUAUUCCUUUCCAGCCUGGAUUUUAGUUGUUAUUUAUUAUUUUAUACUGGAAUUUUUAAUUGUACGUUUAUUGAGUGUUUUUAUUUGUUCUGGUCUCUGGUCUAUGACUUUAAUAAACUGAAUGGAAUGGAAUGGAAUUGACUCUCAUUAACCAUAUUGUUUUCUGAUUGCUUAUUGCAGAUUUUAGGCCUCUUGAGAAAAAGCUCUGUAAGGCACCACACAUUGUGAGCUCUACAAAGGUAGAGGAUGCCAUGUCCAAAUGUUUUAUGCAAUCUGGACUGUAAUUUCAUCAGCCUUCAGUUUUCUGAAGCGUCCUCAAUUUUGUUGAUGAGUAACAGACACCCCAUCCCACCAAGGGGAUUCCAUGUGUUCAGUUGUGCCCAAAGGCCUCUGGAAUUAAUGGGACUCUGAGCCAGGGCUCUUUAAAGAAGAUUCUGCAAAUCUUCCCUCUGAGGUUCAACAGAAGCCAAGUAUAAUGGUACAUGGUGAAGGUGGAGUCAAAUUCCAGAACUGGGCUAGAACUUAUGGCUCCUCUCCAGAAAUGUAUUUCCAGCCAACAACAGUUGAUGAGAUCAGAGAGAUCUUGGCUCUGGCCAGGCAGAAAAGCAAGAAAGUGAAAGUGGUUGGUGGUGGACACUCCCCAUCAGACAUUGCCUGCACAGAGGAUUUCAUGAUCCAGAUGGGAAGGAUGAAUAAGAUCCUUGAGGUGGACAAAGAGAAGAAGCAAGUGACAGUAGAGGCAGGGAUUUUGCUCUCUCAUCUGAACGUGGAGCUGACCAAACAUGGUUUAGCUUUACCUAUUUUAGGAGCUGUGUCAGAUGUGGCAGCUGCUGGAGUCAUUGGAACUGGCACUCACAACACUGGCUUCAGCCAUGGCAUCUUGGCCACUCAGGUGGUAGCCAUGACACUGUUGACAGCUUCGGGGGAAAUCCUGGAGUGCUCUGAAACUAUGAAUCCUGAACUCUUCCGAGCAGCCUGUGUACAUCUGGGUUGUUUGGGCAUCAUUCUCACAAUCACUUUCCAAUGUGUCGCAGAAUUCUACCUGCAAGAAACCACUUUCCCUUCUACACUCAAGGAGGUUCUUGACAACCUAGAAAAUCACCUGAAGAAAUCUGAGUAUUUCCGCUUCCUUUGGUUCCCUCACAGUGAAAAUGUGAGCAUCAUCUACCAAGAUCAUACCAACAAGCCUCCCUCUUCCUCAGCAAACUGGUUUUGGGAUUAUGCCUUUGGAUAUUAUCUGUUGGAGUUCCUUCUUUGGAUCAGCACAUUCCUGCCCUUCUUGGUAUCUUGGAUCAACCGCUUCUUCUUUUGGCUCCUCUUCACUGGCAAAGUGGAAAAUGUGAAUUUGAGCUACAAAAUCUUCAACUAUGAAUGCCGAUUCAAGCAGCAUGUGCAAGAUUGGGCCAUUCCCAUUGAGAAAACAAAAGAUGCUCUUCUGGAGUUAAAAGAGAUAUUGGAGACGAAUCCCAAAAUGGUAGCCCAUUACCCAGUAGAAGUGCGCUUCACCCAAGGGGAUGACUUCCUCCUGAGCCCCUGUUUCCAGAGGAACAGCUGUUACAUCAACAUUAUUAUGUACAGGCCCUACGGGAAAGAUGUUCCACGCCUUAACUACUGGCUUGCCUACGAAGGAGUCAUGAAGAAGUUUGGAGGGAGGCCACACUGGGCAAAGGCCCAUACAUGCACCCGGAAGGAUUUUGAGAAGAUGUACCCAGGUUUUCAGAGGUUCUGUUGCAUUCGGGAGAAACUAGAUCCCAGAGGAAUGUUUCUGAAUACUUACCUGGAGAGAGUCUUCUAUUGAAGGAUAAAGUAGAGGAGGUGUUCAUGACAUGGACAAGCCCCUUACUAAGGAGUUCUCCAUUGGUUAUUGUUGAUGGAUGGAUAAACACUUAUUUGCUGGGGAUCUGAUUCCAAACCAAGCUGCUAAGAGCACAUUGCUUUUAUAAGUCCAUUUAAAUGUGUUGGGUAAAUAGAAAAAAAAAAUAACAGAAGGGGGAACAUUUUUGAAUCAAUUAAAAUAUAGUCCAAUGUUCCUCAUUUUCUUGAGAGGUACAAUAAAUAGUUGGACAAUGAUUGCCUUUUCCCAAUUCUUUAUUCAAAAUUAUGUUAUGACCCUCUGGGCAAUUCCGUACUGCUGCUGCUUCCAUUCCAUUCUCCAACUUUUAGAAAGAAUUACAUGAUUGGCAGUUGUCUUCAAACUGGUAUGCUAUUAUCAUCAGCCUUCUCUUUUCAGAUGCCAACCAUGUUAUCCCUAUAACACUAGCCAAUUGUAUGGCUGCAAUGAAAAUGAGGUAACAACUGAGACAAAAACCAAUUAUUUUGGGUUUAGAAAGUAUUCCAUAUUGGUAUUUUGGGAUUAGCUGAUCUUUGAUCUUAUAAAGGAGUGUUGCUAUUAUUUCAUAGGUGAAGGAAGUAUCCCCCUUUAGGCACAUGCAUGAUUUACUAGAACAUUGAUCUUCUGUCUGAAUGUAUAUAUUAGAUUUCUUUCUAAAAUAAAAUCCAGAUGGGUCCGCAAUUAAAAUUCACCUGUUUCUUAGAUGGCAUUAGAUUGUUUAAUUACAAUUAAAAGAAUUUUCAGGACUGAUGUAAAUUUCCUUAAUGAUUAUUUAAAUGUGCGCUGUAAAUGGAAUAGGGUUGGUAGUGGAGUGCUAGAUAAAGGAUGGACAAUUUUUGAAUGUAAGUAGAUGGUGGUUAUGCUUAAAAUCCUACAAGGUAGGCUCCAGCAGUAUGUGGAUCGAGGGCUACCAGAAGUACAGGCAGGAUUUCGAAGAGGCCAACAUAUGCUGGAUCAUGGAGAAAGCUAGGGAGUUCCAGAAAAACAUCUACUUCUGCUUCAUUGACUAUGGUAAAGCCUUUGAUUGUGUGGCUCACAACAAAUUGUGGCAAAUUUUUAAAGAGAUGGGCGUACCACACCAUCUUAUUUGUCUCUUGAGAAACCUGUAUGUGGGUCAAGAAGCAACAGUGAGAACUGGACACGGAACCACUGAUUGGUUCAAAAUUGGGAAAGGAGUCAUUAAGGAUGUAUACUAUCGCACUGCCUAUUUAACUUAUAUGCAGAGCACAUCAUGAGAAAAGCGGGGCUGGAUGAAUCAAAAGUUGGAAUUAAGAUUGCAGGGAGAAAUAUCAACAACCUCAGAUAUGCAGAUGGGAGAGGUUAAGAGGCUUGAAAUCCUCCUUCACACCAGCAGACUCACUGGGCCUCCCGGCCUCAGCAAAGAGGCAACUGACAAUUCCCUACUUGUGAAGAUUCUGGCACCUUCCUUUCUUCCCAUAAGGAAUUCCAAUAGAGGAACCAGCUCUACUGAAUGCCUGACAAAUCAGGAGGUCCCAACAAGGCACCAUAGACAGGUGAAAAAAUCAUUUUUACAAUCCUCGAUAAGAGAAUUGCUCUGCAGUACUCUCUUUGUCAUGUGCUCUGAUAUCUGCCAUAGUUCGUAAUCUUCUUUUCCAACCCUCAUAUCUGCCCUUUUGGCAGAGCAGCCUGUGAGCUUAGUCAGCCCUGAGCUUGCAGGCAUUUACAAUUGGGAUCUGUGGCUUAUUUACAAGGUAUCUGGUGUUUUAACUUUCAACUGAAAUCCUGCUGAGGAUGUCACCUAGACUGGGGCCAAAACU